Molecule: messenger RNA, 1342 nt
Organism: Aspergillus homomorphus CBS 101889
Lineage: Eukaryota; Fungi; Ascomycota; Eurotiomycetes; Eurotiales; Aspergillaceae
Product: ESCRT-III subunit protein VPS24
Exons: 2
Coding region: 308-994 (228 amino acids)
Biological process (GO): endosome transport via multivesicular body sorting pathway; late endosome to vacuole transport; protein transport
Cellular component (GO): ESCRT III complex; multivesicular body
Source: RefSeq, a predicted model, not a curated record
GCAAUGUGAACGACAACAGGUUUCGGCCGGUCAGAAACUACUUGAUGAUCUGCUGCUAUGACUGCUGAGUUGACGACUCAUUCUCUGAAUUGACUUUUCUAUCUCCUGUAGCCGUACAAGAGGAGGCUCAUCCGAGACUCCAUCAAUACCCCGCCCUGUUGCCAAGGUCUCCGGAUAAGCCUUCGAGUUCCUCCUGAUAGACGCUUGUCCACGCUUCCCUGUACCCACGAAGCCUCAACCAUACCUUCAGUCUACCGCACACCUAGAAGGAAUUGAUUAGCAGUUGAACUGCCCAGAGUCACUCAACAUGGAGACCCUCAAGGCGGUUUUCUUUGGUCCCGAUCCCCAAGCACAGAUGCGGAAAUGCAAUCAGCUCAUCCGUGCCAAUACUCGCCAGUUGGAUCGUGAUAUUUCCCAACUCAAGAACCUAGAAAGCAAAACACGACAGCACAUCGUGAGUGCAUCUCGACGAGCUCAGCGAAAUCCGUCCCAAGCGAAGCAGGCCAAUAUGGAAGCCAAGACUUUUGCGCGAGAACUUGUUCGGAUUCGCAAGCAAUCGACUCGUCUACACACCAGCCGAGCUCAGCUGCAGAGCGUUCACAUGCAGGUCAACGAAGCGUUUUCGGUGCGCAAGAUUCAAGGGAGCCUCAAGAAGUCGACGGGGAUCAUGAAGGAUGUCAAUACUCUGGUCCGUAUGCCGGAACUGACGGCUACGAUGCGACAACUGUCGACCGAGUUAGUACGGGCUGGGAUCAUUGAGGAAAUGGUUGAUGAUGCGAUCCCGAAUAAUGAAUUGCUCGAAGACGAGGAGGAUGAAGCGGAGGAGGAAGUCGAUAAAGUCUUGCAGGAGAUUCUCCAGGGCAAAUUAUCCCAGGUGGAAGGUGUCAGGCCCGAAAAGCCUCUGGAAGAAGCCCCGGAGCCCGAAGACGAGCUCGAGGACCAAGAAGCAACGCUUGCACAGAUGAGGGGGAGACUGGAGGCCUUGAAGAGCUGAAGAAAAGGCAUGCGGACACACUAAUGACUUAAAGAAGGUCUAAUGCAUGCGCUUCAUCAUGUUGUCUAUUUUCAUUCAUACAGUCUUAGAUGGCGUUCAAUUGGAUAGGGCGUGGCAGGGAGGGUGUUUUGAUCCGUUUCUGCUUUGAAUAUUUUGUUCUUGGGCAGGCCCUGGCUUCUAGUGCUUCUACUACACUGCGUUACCUUUACCAUAUCGGCAGUUCUGUGUCUUAUUCGACCGUGCGUUGUUUAUGAAUGCGACUAUUUCCAAUGUCACCAUACAUUACCAGUAUGGUCGGGUCGUUGCGCCUGUUAUCCUGGUGUUUGUUUGGGCAGCGGCAACCUUGGC